Cooperia oncophora is the source of this 504-nucleotide messenger RNA. The record is from the annotation of a GenBank genome assembly. Lineage: Eukaryota; Metazoa; Nematoda; Chromadorea; Rhabditida; Trichostrongylidae.
AUGCACAGGUAUAAGGCGAAAUCGUCGCAACUGCAAUCACCGGUGUCGUCAAAGCGCACAAUGGCGAACGAUGUCCACUGCGCUCAGCCUGGAACAAGCAAAGACAGCAGUUCGGGCGAGAAUGGAGAACCGUCAACACCGAAAUCGGGCCGUAAAUGGAAGAAGACCAAGGCUGUCAAGCAAAGCAGUGGUAGUGCUAUUGGAGCUGCCAGCAGUAGCGCUGGAGGUCCAUCCAGUGGUGUCAGUGUCAGCAGUGCUACUGGUGGAGCCACUUCAGUGGCACCAGCUCAAAACGUGCUCGGUGUUCGCCUAGCCGACUGCCCAACAUCGGGUCCUGAUGAUCUCGUACCUUUGUGUGUGCAAAUUUGCGUAAGUGUCGUCGAGGCGCAUGGUCUGGAUACGGUAGGCAUCUACCGUAUACCUGGUAACACGGCAGCGGUGAAUGCACUCAAGGAGAUGUUUAGCCAUGGUCUGGACACGAUGACGUUAGAAAACGUGAGUUGA